AUGCAGUCGCAGAGCUAUUCCUCUUUUUACAUGCGGAUGCGUCAGACCUACGCUCCGGGUGCACACCAGCAAGAGCAUCAUGCUAAUGAUGAUAGUCCUCAGCAUCAGCAACAGCAGCAACAGCAGCAGCAGCAGCGCCGCUCUGAUGUAAUGGAUGCAUCUCCGGAGACUGCUUACGCACCCCCAUCGCUAUGGAGCCGUGGUGCCAGUAGCGUAGAGAAGUCUAGGCCGCUUUCGGAAGUAGUGGCGCCGCCGCCGCCACCGCCGUCGUUCCGUGCCCGGCAAUCGGAGGGGCGUUACGACGUGGGUGCCCUGGCCGAGAUUCAACAGAAGCUGGCAGCCAUCCAAAACCGCGGAAGUCCGGCUCAAUACGAGGUUCCACAGCAACGACCACACCCACACCCACAGCCGCAACAACAACAGCAACAGUCAAAACAACAUGAGCAGAUUGUACCCUACUCUCCCUCUGCGGCGCAGCCGGGCGUUGACUAUAAGCCUGUGGGUGGGUGUGGCGCCCCAGUGGAGCGUAGGGUGUCACCAUAUUCACCUGUUAUAUCUUCUCCGUCCUCGCGUUCCUCUAAACAUGAGGAGCUUCACGACAAGUUCACCACGAAGAAUGUCCCUCCCACGCCUGCUGCAGGGUGUGGCGGGGAAGCCGACGAUGAGGUAUUGACACCACAGGAACUGACCUUCCUGAGAGUGGUGGAGUUUGCUGUUCCCGUUGCAGUCUACGCACAGCUGGAGCCAACGGCAGGUAUCGUCGCAGUGUGCGAGCAGGCAAUCGCAAAGCUGUUCCCUCAGCAUCUCGUUCUUAUUCGUCCGGAUGGUGUUGCGGCUGUCGAGUUGGUCAUUGAAGAGCUCUGCGAGCUGAACGAGGAUGAGAAGAUAUGUGCGCUGGACUGUGUUGUACAGGCGAAGGGCACAACUCGGCGGCAGCUCAUCCGCGUUGUCUGCCCUGACUCAAUUGCGCGCGGCACGCUGUUUAAACUUGUGUGUGCGCGGAGAACACAGUUAGAGAAUGCCAAACGGCAGCAAAAGAACGGCCACGCCCCUUAG
Trypanosoma grayi is the source of this 1056-nucleotide messenger RNA. Its product is annotated as putative antigenic protein. NCBI's taxonomy places the organism in Eukaryota, Euglenozoa, Kinetoplastea, Trypanosomatida, Trypanosomatidae. The record is from RefSeq and is a predicted model, not a curated record. The coding region runs from base 1 to 1056 and encodes 351 amino acids. The transcript has a single exon.